Oncorhynchus mykiss (rainbow trout) is the source of this 1155-nucleotide messenger RNA. RefSeq names its product nicotinate-nucleotide pyrophosphorylase [carboxylating]-like. Gene Ontology annotation, cellular component: cytoplasm. Gene Ontology annotation, molecular function: nicotinate-nucleotide diphosphorylase (carboxylating) activity. NCBI's taxonomy places the organism in Eukaryota, Metazoa, Chordata, Actinopteri, Salmoniformes, Salmonidae. Gene Ontology annotation, biological process: NAD+ biosynthetic process; quinolinate catabolic process. The record is from RefSeq and is a predicted model, not a curated record.
AGUCAGCCACAGUGGGCGGGUCAUAACACCUAUAAAACCUAGCGGUAAAACAUGGAAAUAAUUCCAUACAUUUUUCACGUUGGGAAUUUUACAAACACUUUAAAGUAAGUGUGUUUGGUGUAGGUUUUGACAACCGUUUAAUUCUCUCUCAGAUAAGAACAAAUUUCCGGCAUCACGUUUUACCUCCCCUCUCAAGAUGACGACUCCUCAGUAUGACCUGUCAAACACGCUCCCUCCCCACACACUGACCCGACUGGCACGGGAGUGGCUGGCAGAGGACACACCAAACUUUGACCCUGCAGGGCUGUGUGUGGGGUCACAUGAGGUCGAGGCCAGGUUGUUGUGUAAAACGCCGUGCAGCAUGCUGGCAGGCAGGCCUUUCUUCACUGCUGUCUUCACUGAGCUCAGCUGCACUGUUGAAUGGGCGCACAAAGAGGGAGCACAGCUCGGUCCAAAUGCGGUGACCCAGACUGCUGUGGUCAGAGGCCCAGCAAGGUGUAUCCUCCUCGGGGAGAGACCGGCCCUCAACUGCCUGGCCCGGGCCUCUGGGAUAGCCACCCGCUGCUCCCAGCUACAGAGCAUCGCCAGGGAGGCAGGCUGGCAUGGCCAUGUGGCUGGCACGCGUAAAACCACCCCUGGGUUCCGGCUGGUGGAGAAGUAUGCCAUGCUGGUGGGCGGCGUGUCCAUACACAGACAGGACCUGAGUGGGAUGGUGAUGCUGAAAGACAAUCAUAUAUGGGCAUCAGGGAGUAUCACACAGGCGGUGAGGGACGCCCGCUCGGUGUGUGGCUUCAGCAGUAAGAUUGAGGUGGAGUGCGGCAGCCGGGAGGAGGGCAGUGAGGCGGCCACGGCAGGCGCCGACAUCGUCAUGCUGGACAACUUUAAGCCACAGGAACUCCAUGCGGCAGCCAAGCUUCUGAAGGAGGAGUUCCCUUCUGUGCUAAUCGAGGCCAGUGGAGGGGUGACCCCAGACUCCCUGCCCCAGUAUCUCUCCCCCCAUGUGGACAUCAUCUCUCUGGGCUGCAUCACCCAGGGCUGCCCAGUGGUAGACUUCUCCCUCAAGGUUCAAAAGCCUGUUCCCUUUCCAAUUAUUUUCCAAUCAAAGUAACUGUGGCAAUUCAGGAUUUUUGUUAAUAAAGUGAAAAUAAAAAGCAA